Messenger RNA from Sitodiplosis mosellana (orange wheat blossom midge), 3672 nucleotides. RefSeq lists its product as uncharacterized. NCBI's taxonomy places the organism in Eukaryota, Metazoa, Arthropoda, Insecta, Diptera, Cecidomyiidae. Bases 1 to 3672 code for a protein of 1223 amino acids. Gene Ontology annotation, molecular function: nucleic acid binding. Gene Ontology annotation, biological process: DNA integration. The record is from RefSeq and is a predicted model, not a curated record. The transcript has 3 exons.
AUGACGGACACGAAAAUCAUCACCGCAUCAUCGAUGCCGGAGUUUAACCCGACAGAGAAUUGGAAUUUGUGGUUCGAACGUCUCGAAUUACAUUUUGUCGAAAUUGAGUGCACAGACGAAAAGCAAAAAAUUUCAAUUUUAUUGAAAUUGAUCGGAGCAGAAGCAUAUCAAAUUCUGCAUUGUUUAUGCAGUCCGAAAUUACCGAGCAAAGAGAAGUACAACGAUUUGUGUGCGUUGAUGAAAGCGCAUUACACACCACCCGUAAUUGUUUUCAACGAGCGAAGAAAUUUCUACGCAGCGAAAAUGGGAGCCGACGAACGUGUAGCAUCGUGGUUCGCACGUGUGAAGAGGUUAUCACUCGAUUGCAAAUUCGUCGCUGGUGAUUUGGAACGUAUCGUUUUGGACAAAUUUGUCGUUGAAUUGCCAAGCAAAAUAUUCGAAAAACUUUGCGAAGAAGACGAAACGCUGACGUUGCAAACUGCAUUGAAAAAGGCGAUGAUGAAAGAAACAAAAAUUCAACAAUCGCAAAACAGCAGCGUGGACGUGAAUUUCAUCAAAGCGCGUGGCAAGCAAAGCAGCAGCAACGGCAACAACAACAACAAUCGCAAGAAGAGCUACGGUAACGGGAAAUCGAAAAAACCAUGUGGGCAUUGUGGUUGGAAGAACCACACAUCAUCAUCAUGCAAAUACAAGGACAGCGACAUUGAACCAUGCGAUGUGACGAAUUAUGACUACCCAAUUUAUUCAAUUGAGGGCUCGGAAGGGAACGAUCGCUAUGAGUUAACUGUGCUUGUGGAUGGAGUCAGGCUUACGGUUGAAUGUGACACUGGUGCACCAUGUUCGCUCAUAUCAAUUCACACAUUUGAUAAAUACUUUGAUCGAAGAGUUUUGAAACCAUGCAACACACCUUUCUCCGGAUACACAGGUGACCCAUUGAAGAUCAUUGGUGAGUUUCAAACAGUUGUUAAUUACAAAGGUCAAAAGAUAUCAGGAAUAAUUGUAGUGACAAACAGUGACCGACCGACUUUGUUAGGUAGAAAUUUUCUGCGUGCUUUUAGUUUUGAAUUAGUACAAACAAAUCGCGUCAACAAUAUUUUUGCGCCCAACGAAAUGAUUGAUUCAAUCAAAAGUGAGUUUCACGAAGUUUUUAGUUGCGGUUUGGGAAAGUAUAGCGUCACGACCAUUAAAUUACCCAUUCAAAAAGAUGUCACACCGAUUUUUUGCAAACCUCGCCCUGUUCCGUUAGCAUGGCGUGAUAUGAUAGCGAAACAGUUAGAUGACUUCGUUUCAAAAGGAAUACUUAUUCCAGUAGACAAUUCGGAUUGGGCUACACCUCUUGUGCCAUUAUUGAAACCUUCUGGCGAUAUUCGCAUUUGUGGUGAUUACAAAGUCACAAUUAAUCGAUUUUUAAUCGAUUUCAAAUAUCCAUUGCCACGGAUUGAUCAAAUUUUUGCUUCAAUGCAAGGAGGUAUUUUGUUUACUAAACUUGACAUGUCGAAUGCAUACAAUCAGUUAGUUUUAGACGAUGAAGCACAAAAAUUGUGUACAUGGAGUACACACAAAGGCAUUUUCAAAAUGACACGUUUACCGUUUGGCGUCAAAAUUGCCGCCGCACUUUUUCAAAAGACCAUGGAAAAUCUCCUAAGUUGCUUCUCAAAUGUAUUCUGUUAUCAAGAUGACAUUGUUGUCACCGGGCCAACUCUAGCAGAUCAUUUGAAAACGCUAAAACAAGUUUUGAUUAAACUUCAGACAGCCGGUCUCAGACUAAACGUCAACAAAUGUGAAUUUUUCAAGGAAAAAAUUUCUUAUUUAGGAUUUGACAUUGACAAAAAUGGUUUAAGUCGGAACAAAGAACGAAUCAAGUCCGUUCUCAAUUCACCACGACCAAGGGAUGUCUCUGAAUUAAGAGCAUUUAUUGGCAUGGUAAAUCAUCAUUCAUUUUUCAUCGAAAAUUUCGCCCAGAAAAUGACACCGCUUUACCAUUUGUUACAAAAAAAUGUUGAAUUUAAAUGGGAUCAGGCUUGUCAAAAUGUAUUCGAACACAUGAAAACAGAAAUCUGUUCUGAUCGAGUUUUAGUUCAUUUUAAUCCGAAAUUAUUAAUUAUUUUGUCUACAGAUGCCUGUAAUACAGCCAUUGCUGGUAUUUUAUCUCAUAAAUAUGACGAUGGAACCAAGAGACCUAUUGCAUAUGUCUCACGCGCAUUAAAUAAUGCAGAAAAGAAUUACAGUACUAUAGAAAAAGAAGCAUUAGCCAUCAUUUUUAGUGUGAUUAAGUUAAGACAAUAUUUAUUGGGCAUGUUUUUCACGCUUGAGACUGAUCACAGGCCGUUGAUAGCAAUUUUUGGCGAAAAUAAAGGCAUUCCUUUAAUGGCCGCUGCUCGUAUGCAGAGAUGGGCGUUUCUUUUGUCUGGUUUCAAUUAUUCUAUUCAGUACAUUAAAGGUUCUUUGAAUACGGCUGAUAGUUUAUCACGUAUUGCACAAGUUUCUACAGCGGAAGAAACCAAGGAGAGUUCAUACAUAAAUUAUGUAGGUUCAAACAUCAUGAAAACAUUAACGUACAAAGAUAUAGCCACACACACUCGACGAGAUCCAAUUUUAUCAAAGGUUCACGAUUGUAUUCAACAAGGAACUGUCGAUCAGCUUCAAGGCAGUGAAUAUACAUCAUUUCGAAACAAAGCAACUGAAUUAUCUGUUGAAUCAGGUUGCAUUCUUUGGGGCUAUCGCACAGUCAUUCCAAAUGCUCUGCGUAAGAUCAUUUUGCAAGACCUUCACGCAUCGCACAUGGGAAUUGUAAAAACGAAAGCGUUAGCUCGUUCAUAUGUUUAUUGGCCGCAUAUUGACAAAGAAAUUGAAAAUUUGAUAAAAGGUUGUAUUUAUUGUCAAAAGACUCAAGCAAGUCCUGAGAAAAGUACUCUCAUGCCGUGGACACCCACUGAUUCAGCUUGGAAACGUGUUCACAUUGACUUUGCAGGUCCCGUUCGAGGCUAUUAUUUGUUUCUUGCAAUCGAUUCAUAUUCCAAGUGGGUUGAAGUUUUCAAAACCAAGGAUAUGACGUCUGCAUUUGUCAUUCGUAAAUUAAGAGAAAUUUUCUCACGAUUUGGUUUAAUCAGCAUCUUGGUUCAAGACAAUGGAAGACAAUUUACUUCUGCUGAAUUUAAACAUUUUUUGGAAAUGAAUGGCAUCGUAUACAUAUACACCGCACCUGGACAUCCAUCGACAAACGGCCAAGCCGAGAAUUUUGUCAAAACAUUGAAAAAGUCAUUAAUUGCAACGAUUGAGGAGAGCAAAAUAGGUGACUUCGACACCAUUCUCGAUAGAUUUUUGUUUGACUAUCGAAUUACAAAACAUUGCACAACUAACGAAACUCCUGCGAAACUCCUUCUCGGAAAAGAAUUAAAAUCGCGUUUUAGUUUGCUAAAACCGCCUGUAGUUACAGAUGUUAUCAAAGAAAAGCAACAAACCGCAAUUAAAAAUUAUAAAGGAAAUCGUAACGUAAAUUUUUCGGUAGGACAAAAAGUCUAUGUAAGAGAUUAUCGAAACCCAAACAAAGCAAGUUGGUCACAAGCUACCAUUAAAAAUAAAAUAGGACCACGUAAUUAUACCUGUUUGUUACUCCGUGAAAAACGUGACAUUAAACGUCAUAUUUAUGAUGAAUUCCCUAAAGUCAAAUGA